AUGUUGAAACUCUCAAGCCUUGAUUUUGCUGCCCUUAAUCUCUCUGGAGAUAACUAUUUGGCUUGGGCACUAGAUGCCAAGUUUUGGUUGAAAUCCAAAGGGCUAGGUGAUACGAUCACCCAAGGAAACAAUGAAAGUGAGCAACACAAGGCACAAGCAAUGACAUUGCUUCGCCACCACCUCCACGAGAGUCUUAAGAAUGAGUAUUUGACCGUGGAAGAUUCAGUCGUUCUUUGGAGCGAUCUGAAAGAAAGGUAUGAACACCAGAAAACGGUGAUUCUACCAAGAGCCCGGUAUGAUUGGGUGCAGUUAAGGCUUCAAGACUAUAAGUCUGUAAGUGAGUACAACUCCGCCUUGCAUCUAAUAGCCUCUAAAUUGGCACUAUGUGGUGAAAAGGUCACGGAAGAGGAUAAGUUAGAGAAGACUUUCUCUACCUUCCAUGCCAAUAAUCAAAACCAGUUGCUGCUGAAAAAUCAUGGUUUGCGUCCAACCGGAUCUGCCCCGCUCCCCGAAGCGAACACGGCAUCAUUCGGUAGGAAAGAGCAUAACAGUGCCAAUAACUAUGGUCGUGGACGUGGAUAUCAACGUGGUCGCGGUCGCGGCCGUGGUCGUCGACACGAGUAUGGUCGAGGCCGAGGAGUAUCUUUUAAGAACUCUUCUAAGAAGUGGACUGGUAACAAACAAGAGAAAUCUCCAAGUGUUUGUCAUCGAUGUGGAGGAGAUGACCAUUGGGCUAAGAGAUGCCGGACACCAAAACACCUUGUUGAUCUUUAUCAACAAUCCCUAAAGCAAAAGGGCAAGAAGGUGGAAGCAAACUUGGUGUUUGAAGAUGGCGAAGAGGAUUUUGGUCAUGAUGGUGUUACUCACAUGGAAACUUCUGACUUCCUUGAGGAGUAGAAGUGAUUUUUAGUUUCUCAUGGAUUUAAGUUAUAAGUUA
This is a messenger RNA of Capsella rubella, 937 nucleotides long. RefSeq lists its product as uncharacterized. Bases 1 to 897 code for a protein of 298 amino acids. The record is from RefSeq and is a predicted model, not a curated record. NCBI's taxonomy places the organism in Eukaryota, Viridiplantae, Streptophyta, Magnoliopsida, Brassicales, Brassicaceae. The transcript has 2 exons.